AUGUCCACCUCUCCUGGUCCACACUCAUGUACAAUGCACGAGAUGGCCUCAAACAGAGACUCUCACAGCGAUGCAGGGCUGAUACAAUAUCCCCAGUUCAUACUGUUUGGUGAUUCUAUCACACAGUUCAGUUCUCUCACCUUGCAGGCUCGUCUGCAAGAUCAAUACAUUCGACGGCUAGACGUUCUCAACAGAGGUCUGUCAGGAUUUACUGCUCCUAUGGGCUUUGUCGCUCUGCAAAAGUUCUUGCCAGCAUCAACCCCCAAGUCGAGUUGGCCAAAGAUUCGUAUUGCAACGAUCUUCUUCGGCGCCAACGACGCCUGUGUGCCUGGACAAAGUCAACAUGUAGAACUCACAGAUUACAUCGACGCCUUGCAAAAGAUGGUAGCCUACCCUGUCUUCAAUCACAGCCCGAAAGAACUGACCGAGAUCAUCGUCAUUACUCCUCCACCUGUCAACGAGCACCAAUUCGAGCGAAUGCCAGAUGGGCAUUUUCAGCGUCGAGCCGGGAUAACUUCACAAUAUGCUCGAGCAGCACGAGAAACUGGAAAGGCUGCUGGCGUACACAUUCUGGAUUUCUGGACUGUCAUAAUGAGCAGAGUGGGUUGGUCCAGCUCAAUGGGGAUAGAGUGCUGUUGCGACCACAUCCCAAGUCAUUUUGAUGCUCCAGAUGGUGUCUCGAGACCAACAGAGCAGCACAUACCAGGUUGCUGCCACGCUCCUACUGAUAUACCUAACGCCAAGAACCAAUUGUCCGAUUUUCUACGCGACGGUUUACAUCUCACAAACUCGGGCUACGACGUGUUAUACGGCGAGCUGAUGAAACUCAUCCAGCAGCGACUACCGCAUCUCAUUCCAGACAACAUACCCAUGGUAUUGCCUGCAUGGAGAGACGCCUUGCAGCUUGCUGAAUACAACACAACCUCCACGAACAAACUAUAG
Messenger RNA from Lithohypha guttulata, 942 nucleotides. RefSeq lists its product as uncharacterized. Bases 1 to 942 code for a protein of 313 amino acids. The transcript has a single exon. The record is from RefSeq and is a predicted model, not a curated record. Lineage: Eukaryota; Fungi; Ascomycota; Eurotiomycetes; Chaetothyriales; Trichomeriaceae.